Molecule: messenger RNA, 1426 nt
Organism: Pogona vitticeps (central bearded dragon)
Lineage: Eukaryota; Metazoa; Chordata; Lepidosauria; Squamata; Agamidae
Gene: GNAT3
Product: G protein subunit alpha transducin 3
Biological process (GO): adenylate cyclase-modulating G protein-coupled receptor signaling pathway; detection of light stimulus involved in visual perception; phototransduction, visible light
Cellular component (GO): heterotrimeric G-protein complex; cytoplasm
Molecular function (GO): GTPase activity; GTP binding; G-protein beta/gamma-subunit complex binding
Source: RefSeq, a predicted model, not a curated record
UUCCGAUGGUUAAACAGCAACAUGGAUACAUUUACAUGUCUGACAUCAUAAUAAGCUGACUGAAUAGAUAUCCACAAAAUCCAUUUGCAUCCUAUUCUCUGGGGCUGAUGAAAAGCCACUACUUAGUGUGAAGAUAGCCUGCAGACAGAAAGAAGGUGGAAGAGAACGUGCUAUACCUCACUGUAGUCUUCCUGCUGUACUUUCCAUUUCAGCAGCAGGCAUUUUGUAGCUAGACAAUAAUUCAAAUUUAAUACCAUCUAAUCCACAAUAUGGGCAACGGAGUCAGCUCUGAAUCAAAAGAAUCUGCCAAAAGGUCACGGGAACUUGAGAAAAGACUCCAAGAAGAUGCAGUGAGAGACGCCAGGACAGUCAAGUUGUUGUUACUGGGAGCUGGAGAAUCAGGGAAGAGCACUAUCGUGAAACAAAUGAAGAUCAUUCAUAAAGAUGGCUACACUGAUCAGGAAUGCAGAGAGUUUAGAUCUGUGGUUUACAGCAACACACUGCAAUCCAUUCUGGCUAUUGUAAAAGCAAUGUCCACACUGGGUAUUGAAUAUGGGAACUCAGAAAGCAAGGAAGAUGAAAGGCAGCUUUUUGCAAUCACAGAAUCCAUGGAAGAUGGCACAAUGCCUCCUGAGCUGGCUAGCAUAAUCAAACGAUUGUGGAAGGACCCGGGGAUCCAGGCCUGUUUUGAAAGAGCAUCAGAAUAUCAACUCAAUGACUCGGCUGCAUACUAUCUGAAUGACCUGGACAGGUUAACUGCUCCUGGCUAUGUCCCAAAUGAGCAAGAUGUCCUUCGUUCCAGAGUCAAGACAACAGGGAUUAUUGAGACUCAGUUUUCGUUUAAGGACUUGCAUUUCAGGAUGUUUGAUGUGGGAGGACAAAGAUCGGAGAGGAAAAAGUGGAUUCACUGUUUUGAAGGGGUAACUUGCAUCAUAUUCUGUGCAGCCCUGAGUGCCUAUGACAUGGUCUUGGUAGAAGAUGAAGAAGUGAACAGAAUGCAUGAAAGCCUCCACCUGUUCAACAGUAUCUGUAACCACAAGUACUUCGCUGCCACCUCUAUUGUGCUUUUUCUAAAUAAGAAAGACCUGUUCCAAGAGAAGAUUGCCAAAGUUCACCUCAGCGUCUGCUUUCCAGAAUACGAUGGAACCAACACUUUUGAAGAUGCAGGAAAUUACAUUAAGAACCAGUUCUUAGACCUAAAUCUACGGAAAGAAGACAAGGAGAUAUAUGCCCACAUGACUUGUGCUACGGACACCCAGAAUGUUAAGUUUGUGUUCGAUGCUGUGACAGACAUCAUCAUCAAAGAGAAUCUGAAGGACUGUGGCCUCUUCUAGCCCCCUCCACCACACCCUGACCUCCUUCACUCCGCUAUUCCCCUUUCUCUUUCCCAUGGCCUCUGCUUAAUUUGUAGAGUGUUUCUGAUUAG